AUGUCUAGCGCUCUAGCGAAAGCCUCACCCUUAAAGCCUGACAUACGUCUUGCUCAGGCCAUUUCAGAAUUUGAAGCCGAUCUUUCACCCGAGCAAAAGUCGAAAUUCCGAACGCUGAGCUCGCAGUCGCGCUCAACAACACCUAGCCCACACGAUGUCAUGCAGCUCACAGCUGAGGUUGAUCGUUACACAUCCAAGUUUGGCAGUGCAUGUUUCGGGCCUCGCUUUAUUAACUUCCUUCACGGAGUUCAGCAGUUCGCGACUGUUGGCGACGUUUUGGUCGGAGGAUCGCAGCACUUGCUAGCAUGUGGCGUGUGGUCAUUGGUACGCAUGUCGUUAUUGUCGAUUGUAAACCUUUCGGCCUACGUCGAAAAGCUGUCCUCGCUAUUUAUGGACAUUGGCCGCUCUGCCCCUCGCUAUCAAGAGAUUGCCCUGCUAUAUCCUCAGUCUUCGAAGCUACAAUCGCACCUCUUUGAGUACUUUACCGUAGUGGUUGGCCUGUGCCAUUACCUGUUCAAGUUCGGAAAGAAAUCGGCUAUCCAGAAAUUUGCGUCCUCGCUAAGUGAUGCGCGUUUAAAGGCCUUCCAAACGGAUCUUCAUAAGUGGGCAGCUUCCAUCAAGGAGCAGAUGGACGUAAGUGAAGCUCAAGAGAACUCUGGUUUUAGGGGUUUAACGCGGCAAAUGUUUAAGUCUGCUUCAUAUGAGCAGAGACUUAGAGUUAACGCGCGAGUACUUGACUUUUGCUCUACGUACGAUCAUGAAGUAGCGUGGAAGCAAAUUAGAAAGGCCGGUAACAUGUCAUUCUAUAGACAACAAGCAGAGUAUCAAGAGUGGAGGGAUGGCUCGUAUUCUAGCACGCUGCUGUACACAGGCAAAUUGGGCUCGGGAAAGUCGGUAUUGCUAGCCAAUAUCGUGGAUGACCUUAGCCUCUCCGCUAAAGACCCAUCCCUGGUGGCAUACUUCUUUUGCAAACAUGACAUUCCAAAAAGUCUGCAGGCACGGACGAUCAUCGGUUCAUUGGCACGACAGCUUCUGCGUACUGUUCCCGAUCUUAGCGUACUUGCUAAGAGUUGCGAAAAUACUCACACUAUAGGCGAUACUGAGAAGGUACUGGAAACGCUUCUUCAAGGCUUUUCCGCUCAUACAAAAGUAUAUUUCGUGCUUGAUGGCCUAGAUGAAUGCAAUGAUGAGGAGAAAGAGACGUUGGUGCAGGCAAUCGGGAAGAUCCAGGUGAAGCUAAAGAUGCUAGUCUGUGCUUCUUUUCGAGAAGAGCCAAACAAUGGUCUGCAGUCGAUUACUGGCAGUAAUCAACUUUUGGCCAUUCGCGCUGUCUCCAUCCCAGACGACAACCCAGAUAUUGACGCCUUUAUCGAAGCAGAUCUUGAGCGUUGCCUUCACCAAAAACGCCUAACAAUUGGAGAUCCAACUCUAUUCGGGGAGAUUCAAGAUAGGCUGUCAAAAGGCUCGCAAGGAAUGUUCCUCUGGGUAGCUCUUCAAAUUCGGACUUUGUGCAGUAUGAAAACCGAUCACGCUAUCCGAGAAGCACUAGCAGACCUACCCAAAGACCUCUCGGAGACAUUUGCCAGGAUUCUACGGAAGUCAGCAAAUUCAGAAAUGUCAGGAAGCUCAGAUCUAGCACUCCAGAGGAAAACGCUACAGUUUGUGCUUGCAGCUUACCAGCCUUUAACAACGAACGAGUUGCGGGAAGCCCUGAGCGUUACUCCUGGAGACACAACUUGGGAUCCUUCCAAAAUGUUGAACGAUGUUUACUCAGCACUAGCUUGCUGCGGAUGCCUCCUUUCUGUUGAUGAAGAGGAGCUUACCGUCCGAGUUAUACAUCACAGUGUCAAGCAGUACAUCCUUAAUACCAACUUUUCGUUUCAAGAGGCGCAAAGGAUGUUUUCAGAUACUGUUGUCACGUACCUUGGCUAUGGUGUCUUCGGGACUGAGCUAUCAAGGGUCAAGACCCAUCCUAUAGUAGCACAAUCCGCACCAUCUAAGAUCGUGCAAGCCACUAUUAGUUCGUCAAGCACUGCUCGUCAUAUGGCUAUAAAGUUUCUCGAAUCAAGACGGCAACAUGAGUUUGAUAUAAGCAAAGCUCUCGCGGGAGCGCACAGCUCCUUCAAUUCUAAGCCCGAGCACGCAUUUAGAUUCUACGCUUAUGCAAAAAUCUAUUGGCAGGACCAUCAACGGAUGGACGCCGCUGAUGCAGGCGGCAAGAGGCGGACAUAGAGACACAGUUGAGGUGCUGCUUACCGCUGGCAAGGCUGACGUUGAGGCGAGAGACAGGGAC
This is a messenger RNA of Bipolaris maydis ATCC 48331, 2293 nucleotides long. RefSeq lists its product as uncharacterized. The record is from RefSeq and is a predicted model, not a curated record. Lineage: Eukaryota; Fungi; Ascomycota; Dothideomycetes; Pleosporales; Pleosporaceae.